Molecule: messenger RNA, 3159 nt
Organism: Drosophila arizonae
Lineage: Eukaryota; Metazoa; Arthropoda; Insecta; Diptera; Drosophilidae
Gene: otk
Product: protein tyrosine kinase 7
Biological process (GO): protein phosphorylation; positive regulation of kinase activity; positive regulation of phosphatidylinositol 3-kinase/protein kinase B signal transduction
Cellular component (GO): signaling receptor complex; plasma membrane
Molecular function (GO): transmembrane receptor protein tyrosine kinase activity; ATP binding
Source: RefSeq, a predicted model, not a curated record
AUGUCAUGCAGCACACACAUAAUCUAUCUUUUCUUUCUGUCAUAUUUCAUUAAAGCAUCUGCGUCGGCCAGCUCAUCGCGCUUCACUCUACCGCCCCAGAGCCAAGCCAUCGUUGAGAACGACGCCGCUGACUUUAGCUGCGAGGCCACCGGGCCCUCCGGCGACUUGCACUAUGAGUGGCUGCAUAAUGGUCAGCAAAUCAGAUACGACAGCCGCGUCCUGCAAAUUGGCUCCAAUUUGCGUAUCGAGUCGGUGCAGCGCGAGGAUGCCGGCGAUUACGUGUGCAUCGCAGCCAGCGCGGCCAGUGGAGCCAGGCAGGCAUCGCCGCCAGCUAAAUUGAGCGUGAUAUACCUGGAUGCGGUCACUGUUCAACUGUUGGGCAGCAAUCGGAACGAGCUGUUGCUCAAGUGCCAUGUGGAGGGCGCCUCUGGCGAUGAGCCGCUGCAGAUCGAAUGGUAUCGCGACAGCGCCAAGCUGAGYAGCUGGCAGAACGUGGAGUUGCAGCAGCAUCGCCUGCUCGUCCGCCAGCCAAGCAGCGCCGAUGACGGACUCUAUCGCUGCAUUGCAUCGAAUGCGGCGGCUCGUGUGAUGAGCAAACAGGGCUAUGUGUAUGAGCAUCUGGCUAGUGUGGCGCCUGGGUCCACCAAGUGCCUGCCCAAGUUGAAGAGGAACCAAAAGAUGCCCGAGUCCUGGGGCAAGCAAGUGUUUCUGUGUCGCGGCAAGCGUGGCGGCUCCRCAGGCAUGGAUCAAUCGCAGUCACUGCCGCCGUCGCCCGAAGGGCUGCGCAUCGUUCAGGGACCCAACGACAAGCUGAUCAUCAAGGAAGGCGAGCCGACCGCCCUCAGCUGCCUCUAUGAACUGCCCGCCGAAUUGCAGAAUCAACGCAUUCAGUUGCGCUGGCGCAAAGAUGGCAAAAUUCUGCGGCAUGUGGAGCUGGGCGAAGCAGUUGUACCCGGUCUGGCGCUGGACCACGGCAAGGAUGCACUGGUGCGCGAGGACGGACGCUUGGUGCUGCACAAGCAGAACGGCACGCUCAGCUUCAACAGCAUCAUUGCCAGCGAUGCGGGCCAGUAUAUGUGCCAAAUCCAGCUGGAGGGACAUGCGCCAGUCAACUCGGCACCCGGCGCGCUGGAGGUCAUUGAGCAGCUCAAGUUCAUGCCGCAGCCAACAUCCAAGAAUCUGGAGCUGGGCGCCCUGGGCAAGCUGCACUGCAAGGCGCAGGGCACGCCCACCCCGCAGGUGCAAUGGCUGAGGGAUGCGGCGAAUGGCAGCCUGCCCGAGCACGUGGACGACAUAAAUGGCACUUUAAUCUUUAGGAAUGUGAGCGCCGAGCAUCGGGGCAACUAUACGUGCGUGGCCAGCAACAGCCAGGGCCAGAUAAACGCCACGGUGGCCAUCAAUGUGGUGGUCGCGCCCAGGUUCAGUGUGGCGCCCGAGGGGCCCAUCGAGAGCAGCGAGCAAGGCGUCGCCGUUAUACACUGUCAGGCAAUUGGCGAUCCCAAGCCGACCAUACAAUGGGAUAARGACCUGAAGUAUCUAAGCGAGAAUAAUACGGAUCGUCAGCGGUUCAGCUUCCUGGAGAAUGGCACACUCGAGAUACGCAACGUGCAGGCGGAGGAUGAGGGCAAAUAYGGCUGCACCAUUGGCAACAGUGCCGGGCUGAAGCGUGAGGAGGUUCGCCUGCUGGUGCGCGGAAGUGGCGAUGGCUUCAUAACGGAGGAAUCGGCCGGCGAUGGUUUCCUGGUGACACGCGCCGUCCUCAUCACGAUGACCGUGGCGCUGGCCUACAUAGUGCUCGUGGUGGGUCUGAUGCUGUGGUGUCGCUAUCGCCGUCAAGCACGCAAGGCGCGCCUCAACGAGCUGAGCAUCAAGGAGGCGGGCGGUGACCAAGCGGAGUCGGGCAAGAACACGGAACAGGAGCCCUGCCUGUCCAAGCAGCGCAACGGGCACGGCAAGUCCCGGACAGCCGCCAAUGGCGAUGCUCAGAAAUCCGAUGAUACGGCUUGCAGUCAGCAGUCCAAGGCGUCCAAGAAAUCUGCCCAUAUCUAUGAGCAGCUGGCUCUGCCACGUUCUGGCCUCAGUGAACUCAUCCAAAUUGGCCGCGGCGAGUUUGGCGAUGUGUUCGUGGGCAAGUUGAAGGCCUCCCUGGUGGCAGCCGCCUCGCCCAGCGACAAGGAUGCCGACACGGAGAAGCAGCACAGCAACAGCGAGAAUGGCAGCGGUGCCAGUGGUGCCAGCGGCUGCGGCAGUGGCAGCACCACCCUCAGCACUCUGAACGAGAAGCGACGCUCCAAGACAUCCAUGGAUGACAUUGAGGAAAUCAAGGAGGAGGAACAGCCCCAGGAGCAGGCACAGUCCGAGUCGACGGCCGAUCUUCUGGUGAUGGUCAAGGCACUCAACAAGGUCAAGGAUGAGCAGGCCUGCCAGGAGUUCCGUCGCCAGCUGGAUCUGCUGCGUGCCAUCUCGCACAAGGGCGUGGUUCGUCUGUUCGGCCUGUGCCGCGAAAAGGAUCCCCACUACAUGGUGCUGGAGUACACGGACUGGGGUGAUCUCAAGCAAUUCUUAUUGGCCACCGCUGGCAAGGUUAACACWGCCACCGCCACCUCCUCGCCACCACCACUAACCACCAGCCAGCUGCUGGCUGUGGCCUAUCAAAUAGCUCGCGGCAUGGAUGCUAUUUAUCGCGCUCGCUUCACCCACAGAGACCUGGCCACGCGCAAUUGCGUCAUCUCCAGUGAGUUCAUCGUUAAGGUCGCCUAUCCGGCCCUCUGCAAGGACAAGUACAGCCGGGAGUAUCACAAGCAUCGCAACACGCUGCUGCCGGUGCGCUGGCUGGCACCGGAAUGCAUACAGGAGGAUGAGUACACCACCAAGAGUGACAUUUUCGCCUUUGCUGUCGUCGUAUGGGAGCUGUUCAAUCAGGCGACAAAGCUGCCGCACGAGGAUCUAAGCAACGAGCAGGUGGUGCAGCGCUCGCUGGCCAAUACCCUGGAAUGGUCUGUGGCCGAGGGCACGCCCGAUGGCCUCAAGGAGAUUCUGCUCUCCUGCUGGUUGACCAAUCCCAAAGAGCGUCCGUCUUUCAGUCAGCUGGGAGCUGCACUUAGCAAGGCCAUGCAAGCUGCUGAGAAAUAGACGAUGAUGAUGACAUAGUGUUGGUAA